AGGCGUCUUCAGUAAUUCCAACACUGAAAAUUUGAACACGGAAGUGAGAAACAGGAAGUAAGCCAUGGGGGACAAUAAUAAGAUUGCACCGAUCGAUCAGAAGUCAGUCUCGGUCCUGACUUGACACCGGAGACGAGAGCCUGCACAUGAAGUAUGGCUUUUCCUGAGCCCAGGCCGCAGGCCCCCGAGCUGCCGCAGAAACUGCUGAAGACUCUGGACUGUGGCCAAGGGGCGGUGCGAGCCGUGCGGUUUAAUGGUGGGCGCCCUCCUCUGUAUAUCCCAAGCCCCGCGCCUCCUGAGGCGGGCGGCCCUGUAACCCCUGCCUGCUGUUCCCCAGUGGAUGGCAACUACUGCCUGACGUGCGGCAGCGACAAGACCCUGAAGCUGUGGAACCCGCUACGGGGGACUCUGCUACGGACUUACAGCGGCCACGGUUACGAAGUUCUGGACGCGGCCAGCUCCAUUGAUAACAGCAGUCUCUGCUCUGGCGGCGGGGACAAGACGGUGGUGCUGUGGGAUGUGGCUUCUGGACAGGUCGUGCGCAAAUUUCGGGGCCACGCGGGAAAGGUGAACACCGUGCAGUUUAAUGAAGAGGCCACAGUCAUCCUGUCUGGCUCUAUCGAUUCCAGUAUCCGAUGCUGGGACUGCCGCUCUCGGAAGCCUGAGCCGGUUCAGAAGCUGGAAGAAGCCAGAGAUGGCAUUUCCAGCGUGAAAGUGUCAGACCAUGAGAUCCUGGCAGGCUCCGUGGAUGGCCGUGUGAGGCGCUAUGACCUGAGGAUGGGGCAACUAUUCUCAGACUACAUAGGCAGCCCUAUCACUUGCACCUGCUUCAGCCGGGAUGGACAGUGUACCCUGGUAUCCAGCCUGGACUCCACCUUGCGGCUUCUAGAUAAAGACACAGGAGAACUGCUGGGCGAGUACACGGGCCAUAAGAACCAGCAGUAUAAGCUGGACUGCUGCCUGAACGAGCGCGACACACACGUGAUCAGCUGCUCUGAGAACGGGAAGGUGUUCUUCUGGGACCUGGUAGAGGGUGCCCUGGUGCUGGCUCUGCCAGUGGGGUCUUCUGUGGUACAGUCACUGGCUUACCACCCCACAGAGCCCUGCCUACUGACUGCAAUGGGGGGCAGUAUCCAGUGUUGGCGAGAAGAGAAGGAGGGUGGAGCAGGCUGAGACCUCAGGGUGUGGCACCAGGCCCAAGGACUGAGACCAACUCGGAAGACCUAGUAGAGACUAUUUAUUCUAGAGACACUGCUAAGCAAGGAGUGGGCCCCAGGGGAGGGGCAGGGGGUAUAAACUUAAUACAUAAAGGAGUACAUGAGAACACCA
Nannospalax galili (Upper Galilee mountains blind mole rat) is the source of this 1329-nucleotide messenger RNA. RefSeq names its product WD repeat domain 83 (gene Wdr83). Gene Ontology annotation, molecular function: protein binding. Lineage: Eukaryota; Metazoa; Chordata; Mammalia; Rodentia; Spalacidae. The transcript has 8 exons. Gene Ontology annotation, cellular component: catalytic step 2 spliceosome. Gene Ontology annotation, biological process: mRNA splicing, via spliceosome. The coding region runs from base 154 to 1173 and encodes 339 amino acids. The record is from RefSeq and is a predicted model, not a curated record.